Cryphonectria parasitica EP155 is the source of this 579-nucleotide messenger RNA. RefSeq lists its product as uncharacterized. The record is from RefSeq and is a predicted model, not a curated record. The coding region runs from base 1 to 579 and encodes 192 amino acids. Gene Ontology annotation, molecular function: structural constituent of ribosome. NCBI's taxonomy places the organism in Eukaryota, Fungi, Ascomycota, Sordariomycetes, Diaporthales, Cryphonectriaceae. Gene Ontology annotation, biological process: translation; mitochondrial translational initiation. The transcript has a single exon. Gene Ontology annotation, cellular component: mitochondrial small ribosomal subunit; ribosome.
AUGGCCUCCUACAUGAGGCAACAUGAACAGCAGCAGAAGCAGCAGCAGCAACGACAAAAUCAAGUUUCAGGGCCAGGAAGUGCCACAUCUUUCGCCAGCCGCUCCAUUUUCCAGUCCAACGACACCUCCUCAGCAGCCUCGGGUGCCUCCCUCCUCAACCCUUGGGUCGCUCCCCGCUCAAACACCAGCGCCCUCCCCCGAUCCUCUCAGAGUGUCGUCGACAACAACAUGGACGGUCUUGGCCUCUCUUCCUGGUCCUCCCCGACCGUCCAGGAUUUACUCACCAACCGGCAACACCUGGGCUACGAAAGGCCUGCGGAUGUUAAAUACCGACUGCGACCCGUCAUUGGGCGCACCGUGGAGUUACAAAACGGCGUUGACGUCGCGCGGGGCCUCGCCAUACUCAACAUGAAGUGUUCGCUCAACCGCGUGCGUGCUGAUCAGACGAAGCAGCGGUUUCAUGAGCGAGGCGGGCUCAAGAGGAAGAGGCUGAGGAGAGAGAGGUGGCGAGCAAGGUUUAAGGAGGGGUUUAAGGCAACAUGUUCGCGAGUGAGGGUUCUGGCCAAGCAGGGCUGGUAG